Molecule: messenger RNA, 216 nt
Organism: Sphaeroforma arctica JP610
Lineage: Eukaryota; Ichthyosporea; Ichthyophonida
Exons: 1
Source: RefSeq, a predicted model, not a curated record
GUACGUAUGUAUGUAUAUAUGUAUGCAUGUAUCUAUUUAUGCUUCUAUCUAUCUAUCUAUCUAUAUAUCGAUCUAUCUAUCGAUCGAUCUAUCUAUCUAUCAAUCUAUCAAUCAAUCUAUCUAUCUAUCGAUCCAUUUGUCUCUCCAUGUAUGUAUGCAUGCUUGCAUGUGUAUAUGUAUGUAUGUAUGUAUGUAUGUAUGUAUGUAUGUAUAUAU